AUGGGAGUAUUUCACACCAUAUGUACGUUCCUGGGAAUAAUCGGAAAGAGAUUUCAGUAUGCUGGGUUGAAAGACAUUUGCAUAGAAUCCGGAGUCAUCACCGAGGGUUCCGUGUGUGGAGUUUUAGAAGGCCGGAGAUAUAACAGAGCUGUGAGGUUCCAUAAACUGAGAAUUGGUUGACAGAAAAUCAACAAAGUAAGAAGAGAGCAGUAGAUAACGCCGUUAAUGGACUUGCGAGUUUGUAUGACAAGAUUUGUAACACCGAGUUCCAAGACAAACUUAAAAGUCAAUCUUUCGUCGAGUUAACUGACCUUUACGACCAGUACAUGGACUAUCUUCGGCACAAGAACGGAAAUUUAUCACAGUUCUGGGUUUCCUACCUGGACAUGGUGGAGAUAUUGCUUGGACUGCUAAGAGCGUCAAGAGAGGGUGAUUGGAAGCUCCAUUUGUCAUGCGUAAGGAACAUGGUACCGUGGUGUUUCGCAUACGACAAUAUUAACUAUGCCAGGUAUUUCUUAGCAAAUGUGUUUGUAUGUGUACAAAGCUAAUAAGAAAAUGAAUUAGUUUGGAAAUAGUAGGUUCAAAGAAGUUAUGUCACAAUGGUUUUGUAUUACUUUACACCCCUAAGAACAAAUUAGAAUCGCAGAAAACCCUAAAGUAACGGUUCAGUUCCAUCGGCUAAAAUUACUCUACUUGCAUACCUCGACUGCAAGCCUAUGUCUUUGGCUUUAUUGUUCUCUCCUUGAUAAAAUCAUUCAAUAUCUUUUUUUAGAGUUUUAAGAAUGACAAGAUAUGAUGGACGACAGUUAAAAUUUCGGAUCAGCUUUGACCAAAGACCUGUGGAACCAUGACAUGGCUCCUAGAAGAAUUCGAUCCCUGGCACACUUCCAUUGAUUUAUUACCCUAGCUGCCGAAUUAUAAACGAAAAAAAACAAAACACAAAUACUUAAAAUAAUUGCAUUUUAUUACAGGUAUCUUUCGUCGUAUUUGUCAGACAUGGCGCAUCUCGAAAACGACUAUCCCAGUGUUCUCGAGUAUUUGGAGUCAGGUGGAUUUGCCGUGCAGAUAGGAGAAAGUAACCCUUUCGGAAAAAUACCUGUGGAUCAAGCUUGCGAAGAAACCGUCAACAGAGACACGAAAACUCCGGGAGGCACAAAAGGAUUCAGUCUAAAACCCCAGGCUGUGAGCAAGUAUUACUUAGUAGCUGAGUACAGAAGCAUUUUUAUGCGCAACUUAAAGGACAUGCUUCAACUAAAUACAUCAAGCUGCCUACACAAUGACCUCCAGAAGACCAGGAUCUCCAGAGACGAAAGUGAUGUGAAGUCAUUGCUAUCAACAUUGGAUAGUUGGAUAAAUCCAUUUGCAAUCGAAAAACAAGAUCUUGUUUGUUUAUCCACCGGAAAGAUGGCAACCGAACAAAUCGAAAAAGAUCUUCUCGAGGCUCACGAUAUUGGUGAGAGAGCUUACCGCUGCUUCAGUCAGCAGAGACUAGAAUCGAAUCCAGCAAAGGAGAAGUUUUUCGACGCAAUGAAAAAGGUAAAUCUCAAGACCUUCGCUCACCUAAGCAAGAAAAUGGAAGUCCAAAAGGGAACUACAAACGAAAUCAUAGUGAGAGCGGACAGAAGAUUGUUUGCACAGGUGAUCGUAAUAGCUGAAACAAGAAAGCUUACUAUGAGUUCAGUGCUGUCUCAUCCUCUGGGGCCUCUUCCCUGGGCACUAGCCUCUCCUGAUGGUUCGUUAAGAAAGACUAACAAGAGUACAUUAGCAAAAGAACUCCAGAAAGAUAUACCAUCGGUUGAAGCCAUCCCAAACCCAUCCGCGUGCAUCAUUGAUGGCAUGUCCAUGGUCCAAAGGCUCAAAGGAGACCAUAAGACAUUUGCUGAAAUAGCAGAUGUUUUGAUGUCUAUGAUCCUGCGAGAAGGUGCAACGAGUAAGCGUAUUGACGUCGUCUUCGAUGUUUAUAGAGAAACGUCGAUAAAGAACACAGAGAGAGAGAAGAGAGGGGGAUACACGGGAAUCGAGUACAGAAAUAUACAGCCAGAUCACAGAAUACAACAAUGGAGGAAGUUCUUAUCGAACCCUCAGAACAAGAAGCAGUUGGUUAGAGUUGUCACUGAAGAAUGGCAGAAAGAGAGGUUCAGGCAAAGACUAACAGGGAGACACCUUUUCACCAUGACCGAGGAAAGUUGUGUUGAGAUUUCAGCAGAUAAUUUCAGACCAAGAGAAGAUCUGACGUCAACUCAAGAGGAAGCAGACACUAGACUUCUUCUUCAUGCAUCUCAUGCAGCAAGGAAUGGUUUCAAGGCUAUUGUUAUAUCAUCAGAAGAUACCGACGUAUUUGUACUUUGCCUGGCAUUUAAGGACUUUGUUCCAGCUACCAUGUAUUUGAAAUGCGGUACACAGACUCGAACAAGGUUUGUCAGCAUUACAAAUGUCUUCGAACGUCAUGGUUCUAGGAUUUGCAAAUGUCUUCCUGGUCUGCAUGCUUUCACUGGAUGUGAUAGCGUCAGCGCAUUUUCUGGAAAAGGAAAACUGACGGCGUUAAAGUUAGUAAAGCGACGUCCUGCAUACCAAGAGUUAUUCCAACAGCUUGGCGUGGAAUGGGAAUUAUCGAAUGAGCUAUUUGUGCGUCUCCAAGAGUUUACGUGCGUGAUGUACUCUUCAAAUCCUGGAACUAAGGAUGUUAACGUGUUGCGUUACCGUCUCUUCUGCGCCAGGAAAGGAGAGUUAGAGUCGCACCAGCUUCCUCCAUGCCAGGACACGUUACGAAAGCAUUGUGAGAGAGCAAACUAUCAGUCAGCAAUAUGGCGCAGGAGUCUUCAAUGUUCACCCCAAAUCCCCUCGCCCAUUGGUUCUGGAUGGUGUCUAAAGGAUGGUAAGUUGACUAUUGACUGGAUGAAUGGGGAACCGGCACCCAAGGUUGUGCUUGAGCUCCUAUCCUGCCAGUGUAAGAGAGUAUGCCAGUUGCCAAGCUGUACCUGUCUCGCUAACGGAUUGCAUUGUACUGACAUGUGUCGGUUACAGGAGUGUACAAACCAGCCUGAGGAAGCUGCAGAGGAUUUAACUACAGAUGACUCUGAUAUUGAAUGUGAAGAUGAUUAA
Messenger RNA from Porites lobata, 3102 nucleotides. Lineage: Eukaryota; Metazoa; Cnidaria; Anthozoa; Scleractinia; Poritidae. The record is from the annotation of a GenBank genome assembly.